Neomonachus schauinslandi (Hawaiian monk seal) is the source of this 2701-nucleotide messenger RNA. RefSeq names its product COP1 E3 ubiquitin ligase (gene COP1). NCBI's taxonomy places the organism in Eukaryota, Metazoa, Chordata, Mammalia, Carnivora, Phocidae. The transcript has 20 exons. The coding region runs from base 186 to 2378 and encodes 730 amino acids. The record is from RefSeq and is a predicted model, not a curated record. Gene Ontology annotation, biological process: proteasome-mediated ubiquitin-dependent protein catabolic process. Gene Ontology annotation, molecular function: protein binding; ubiquitin protein ligase activity.
UCCGCCCCCUCUUGUCGGACGCUGCUGUUUGCUCGCCGUAAAAAAAAAUCAACUUUAUUGUUCCUCAGCCCCACCUCCCGGCGCGGCGCGGCCUCAGGAUGCACUGAGGCUGAGGGGAGGGAGGCGGCGGCGGGUCGCGGUCGCGGACCCUCUCCGAGCGCCCAGCCGGAGGUGGGGGAGUCACGAUGUCCGGGAGCCGCCAGGCCGGGUCGGGCUCCGCCGGGACCAGCCCCGGCUCUUCGGCGGCCUCCUCGGUGACUUCCGCCUCCUCGUCCUUGUCCUCUUCCCCGUCGCCCCCUUCCGCGGCGGCGGCGGCGGCGGCGGCGUCCGGCGGGGCGGCCCAGGCCGCGGGGUCGGGCGGCCUCGGGGGCCCGGCGCGGCCUGUGCUGGUGGCCGCCGCCGUGUCCGGCAGCGGCGGCGGGGCGGUGUCCGCGGGCCUGUCUCGGCUCAGCUGCGCGGCCAGGCCCAGCGCCGGCGUGGGAGGGAGCAGCUCCAGCCUCGGCAGCGGCAGCAGGAAGAGACCUCUGCUUGCCCCCUUGUGCAACGGGCUCAUCAACUCCUACGAGGACAAAAGCAACGACUUCGUGUGCCCUAUCUGCUUUGAUAUGAUUGAGGAAGCAUACAUGACGAAAUGUGGCCACAGCUUUUGCUACAAGUGUAUUCAUCAGAGUUUGGAGGAUAAUAAUAGAUGUCCCAAGUGUAACUAUGUUGUGGAUAAUAUUGACCAUCUGUAUCCUAAUUUCUUGGUGAAUGAGCUCAUUCUCAAACAGAAGCAAAGAUUUGAGGAAAAGAGGUUCAAAUUGGACCACUCAGUGAGUAGCACCAAUGGCCACAGAUGGCAAAUAUUUCAGGAUUUGUUGGGAACUGAUCAAGAUAACCUUGAUUUGGCCAAUGUCAACCUCAUGUUGGAAUUACUAGUGCAGAAGAAGAAACAACUGGAAGCAGAAUCACAUGCAGCCCAACUACAGAUCCUUAUGGAAUUCCUCAAGGUUGCAAGAAGAAAUAAGAGAGAGCAACUGGAACAGAUCCAGAAGGAGCUGAGUGUUUUGGAAGAGGAUAUUAAAAGAGUGGAAGAAAUGAGCGGCUUGUACUCUCCUGUCAGUGAGGAUAGCACAGUGCCUCAAUUUGAAGCUCCUUCUCCAUCACACAGUAGUAUUAUUGAUUCUACAGAAUACAGCCAACCUCCUGGUUUCAGUGGCAGUUCUCAGACAAAGAAACAGCCUUGGUAUAACAGCACAUUAGCAUCAAGAAGAAAACGACUCACUGCUCAUUUUGAAGAUUUAGAGCAAUGUUACUUUUCUACAAGGAUGUCUCGAAUUUCAGAUGAUAGUCGAACUGCAAGCCAGUUGGAUGAAUUUCAGGAAUGCUUGUCUAAGUUUACUCGAUAUAAUUCAGUACGACCUUUGGCUACAUUGUCAUAUGCUAGCGAUCUCUAUAAUGGUUCCAGCAUAGUCUCUAGUAUUGAAUUUGACCGGGAUUGUGACUAUUUUGCAAUUGCUGGGGUUACAAAGAAAAUUAAAGUCUAUGAAUAUGGCACGGUCAUUCAGGAUGCGGUGGAUAUUCAUUACCCUGAAAAUGAAAUGACCUGCAAUUCCAAAAUCAGCUGUAUCAGUUGGAGUAGUUACCAUAAGAAUCUGUUAGCCAGCAGUGAUUAUGAAGGCACUGUCAUCCUAUGGGAUGGAUUUACAGGACAGAGGUCAAAGGUCUAUCAGGAGCAUGAGAAAAGGUGUUGGAGUGUUGACUUUAAUUUGAUGGAUCCUAAACUCUUGGCGUCAGGUUCUGAUGAUGCAAAAGUGAAGCUAUGGUCUACCAACCUAGACAACUCAGUGGCAAGCAUUGAGGCGAAGGCUAACGUGUGCUGUGUUAAAUUCAGCCCCUCUUCUAGAUACCAUUUGGCUUUCGGCUGUGCAGAUCACUGUGUCCACUACUAUGAUCUUCGUAACACUAAACAGCCAAUCAUGGUAUUCAAAGGACACCGAAAAGCAGUCUCUUAUGCAAAGUUUGUGAGUGGUGAGGAAAUUGUCUCUGCCUCAACAGACAGCCAGCUAAAGCUGUGGAAUGUAGGGAAACCAUACUGUCUACGUUCCUUCAAGGGUCACAUCAAUGAAAAAAACUUUGUAGGCCUUGCUUCCAAUGGCGAUUAUAUAGCUUGUGGAAGCGAGAACAACUCUCUUUACUUGUACUAUAAAGGACUUUCUAAGACUUUGCUAACUUUUAAGUUUGAUACGGUCAAAAGUGUUCUGGAUAAAGACCGAAAAGAAGAUGAUACAAAUGAAUUUGUUAGUGCUGUGUGCUGGAGGGCAUUGCCAGAUGGGGAGUCCAAUGUGCUGAUUGCUGCUAACAGUCAGGGUACAAUUAAGGUGCUGGAGUUGGUAUGAAGGGUUUACUCAAGUUAAACUGUAUUUGAUCCUGCUGAAAUACAUCUGCAGCUGACAAUGAGAGAAGACAAACUGUCAUGUGAUGUCUCUCCCCAAAGUCAUCAUGGGUUUUGGAUUUGUUUUGAGUAUUUUUUCUUCUCCUUUUCUUUUCUCCUUCAUGACCUUUGGGACAUUGGGACUACCCAGUGAACUCUCCACCAUCAAUGUAACUCUAUGGACUUUGCUGCUGUUGGUGGUGUGAUUAUCUAAUUUUUGUGAUAGGGAAACAAAUUCUUUUGAAUAAAAAUAAAUAACAAAAAAUAAUAAAAGUUUAUUGAGCCACA